This is a messenger RNA of Dunckerocampus dactyliophorus (ringed pipefish), 1323 nucleotides long. RefSeq names its product CDP-diacylglycerol--inositol 3-phosphatidyltransferase (phosphatidylinositol synthase) (gene cdipt). Lineage: Eukaryota; Metazoa; Chordata; Actinopteri; Syngnathiformes; Syngnathidae. Gene Ontology annotation, biological process: phosphatidylinositol biosynthetic process. The coding region runs from base 210 to 848 and encodes 212 amino acids. Gene Ontology annotation, cellular component: Golgi apparatus; membrane. The record is from RefSeq and is a predicted model, not a curated record. The transcript is spliced from 6 exons. Gene Ontology annotation, molecular function: CDP-diacylglycerol-inositol 3-phosphatidyltransferase activity.
UCUUCUUGUAUAUCAAGAAAGUAUUAGUUAUUUAAUAAAUAUAUAACAAUUCAAAUAAACUUUUUGAAAAGCAAUAUACCGGAAGUUGUCUUCAUGAACAGGAGCUCGACAAGGAAGUCGUCCUUUGGCGAAGUCUGAAUAUUUUUUUGCUGCAACCUUCCAGCGUGUUUUCUCUUCGAAGUGAAGACAGUCCCCCUCCAGACGCAAACAUGACACAGGAAAACAUCUUCCUCUUCGUUCCUAAUUUGAUCGGUUACGCUCGCAUCAUCUUGGCCCUGCUGUCCUUCUACUUGAUGCCCUGCUGCCCCUGGUCUGCCAGCUUCUGCUACAUGUUGAGCGCGCUGCUGGACGCCUUCGAUGGCCAUGCCGCCCGGGCACUCAAUCAAUCCACCCGGUUUGGCGCCAUGUUGGACAUGCUGACGGAUCGCUGCGCCACCAUGUGUCUGCUGGUCAACCUGUCGCUACUCUACCCUGCCUACACCUUCCUCUUCCAGCUCAGCAUGUGUCUGGACAUCUCCAGCCACUGGCUGCACCUGCACAGCUCCACCGUCAAAGGCGCAGCCAGUCACAAGAGCAUCGACCUCUCAGGCAACCCGGUCCUGCGUAUCUACUACACCAACAAGGUGGUUCUCUUCUUCAUGUGUAUGGGAAAUGAGCUCUUCUUCAGUCUGCUCUACAUCAUCCAUCACGUCCAGGAGCCCGCAGAGUGGCUCUACUGGUUGCUGGGACUCAGCGGGUCGGUGUGUCUGCUCAAGUCGGCCAUGAGUCUGCUGCACCUCAUCACCGCCUCCCAGAACAUGGUCGCCCUGGAUGCUGCCGAGCGUGAGAAAGCCAGGAAGACGCAGUGAGAGCGCUGAUGUGUUUUACUUAAGUUGAGUUGACUUCACGCUGACUAAAAAUACGUGUGACUUAAGAUACAAUCAAUAGUUUGUCUUUUUUUAAAUUAUUAUUUAUUUUUCUGGGGACCUCAAGCCAACAUGUGUUGGUUUUUUUUUAGGGUGUUUUCAUGAAUUUUAGCCACACAAACUAAGUGGAUUGAUGAAUGGAGCAAAAUGUUUGUAGGCCUUUUUAUGUAUGAUGUUUUCCUUCGUGUGAGAAAUUGUGUUAAAAAUUCUAUUUUUGUUUACACUUGUGCUCCUGCAGUUUUAGAAUGUGUGAUAAUUUGUACAUAUGAACAUUUGUAGAAUGUAUUAUUAGAGAAAACAAAUGUACACGAGGAGUUGUAACUCAGCCAUGUUUGCUGUAAAUGUAUUUGAGAAUUGUACUUGUAUAUCUUGCAUCUAGGUGCAUUAAAUUCUGUAACAAUAAAGACGUAUCAUGUGA